Messenger RNA from Schistosoma margrebowiei, 2287 nucleotides. The record is from the annotation of a GenBank genome assembly. NCBI's taxonomy places the organism in Eukaryota, Metazoa, Platyhelminthes, Trematoda, Strigeidida, Schistosomatidae.
AUCAAGGGUUGCGCGUAUUUAGGAUUUGUGGUUGCUGAUUGUGUGGUAUCAGUUAGUUCACAGAAGUGUCAUUCCUUAUGUAUAUAUGUUUGGUCUCAACGUAUUACGUGUAACUUUCAAAAAUAAUCUUUUCCUAUAUAAAAAUUCGGUGACAAUUUAAAGCCACUUUUUCAACUUUGCAGUCAGAAAUACUGGAUUCUAACUAUUGAAUAGUCUAUCUUUCCGUAAAUGGAAAAUCCUGGAGCCGGUACUCCAGUAAAAAUAUGCCCAUAUGGGGAAGAAUUCGGAAUAACCACUCCAUCUGGGGGUUUGAUUUUCAAUCCAUUCCAUAAAGAAUUUCUCAGUCGUGUUGAACAAGCGAACUUCAGCCCAGGAAUAUUUGCCUACAAUCCCAGUCCGAUUAGCAAAAGUGGUUCAAGGAAAACAACUCCCAAUAGAAUCAAGACACCUUUUAUUUUAUCUCCUGACCUUCAGGGAGAAUUGUUCCCUGCUGAUAUAGACGAAAAUCCAAUACUACAAUUGAAACUUCAAGAGAAACUGGAUACUCAGUGUGAUGAUGAGAUUCAGAAUAGAAUUCAUAGCUUUUUUAAAAAUCAUCUUAUUGCACCUAGCCCUGACACAGUUGUAUUUGACUCACCAACUAAAUUUCACUCUAGUUGUCUCCCAAGGACUUCAUCUCUUCUACCUACAGCUACUCCUUUAGGUAAAAAGAAAAAGAAUUCCUAUAUUCUAGGAAAUACUUCAAGUUCUAUGUGCGAAGUUGCAGUACAAACAUCAAUCUCUAUGCCUCCAUCAUUUGACUUUGAGUCAGUUAUGCAAAUUGCUUUUGAACAGAAUCAUUCAAUGAAAAAUUUAUCCGUUGCAAAAUCUUCAGUUAUGUUGUCAAUAACAUCAAAUGAAAUGAUCAUCAAUGAUGAUAGAUCAAAUUCACAACAAAAAUCGGAUCCAUUCACAAAUAGUAUAUCAUUAUCAGCUUGUGCAGUUGAUCGUCCUAUUCCUUGCAAUUCAAAUAGUAACUCUUUGUCAAUACUUCAUAAAAAUUCUCGUCAUUUACUUAGUCGACGUAGUCUCUUCUCUGAUUCAUCCGAAAUAAAUGAAGAACCUAGUUACACGGUCGUAGAUGACAAUGAAUUGAAUGAACAACAACGUACAUUAACUUCAUCUGACGAUUUAAGUCGUCAUAAUCAUCAUGAUAAUUUAAACUUUUCAUCUGUUGUUGCACAACCAGCAUGUUUAAGCUAUCUGUCAUCAACAAAAAUGGAUUAUGGAUCUUCACAUACAAAAUUCAAUAUUGAUAAAUUUUCUCCUAAAAAUGAAUCAAGUUCUUUAUUGAUUAAAGAAACUGCUGCGUUACAAAUGUGUUUGCCUGCAAGUUGGGCUGAUACUGUUGGCAAUAGCGAUAGUUCCGAUGAUGAUAAUUAUUAUAAUGAUGAUAGUAAUAAUGAUAUUAAGAAUAAUGAUGAUAAUUUAACAGAUCAAGAUAAUUCAGUCAGUAUGCAUACGUUGAAUCGAACUACAGUUGAACACAUUUCUAAAAGUAUUGAUAAUAAUGAUAAUGUUAUAUAUUUUGAUGAUACUAAUACAAAUGUUGGUUAUUACAAACAUAUUGAUUAUUGUUCAUCUCAAAUGAAUUCACCACAAUAUCAACAACAAUUUCGUUGUGGUAGUACUAGUCCAAAUGUUUGUUACACUGAUAUAUCAUUUCAAAGUCCUGAUUUAUCACCAAUCUUACCUAUACAUCGUAAGAACAGUUUAACAAAUUGUCCACCAUUCACUGAUGAAGUUAAAGAUAUUUCUCUUGUUCAAACUAACAUGCAUAUGAAUGGGAUUAGUAGUAAUCAUGGAAUUAUGCCAGUGAAAUGUUUAUUCCCGUCUAAUUUGAAUGGAUCAACUUGACAACAGUAAUAUUAUUACUGUUGUUGUAAUGAUAAAUUAUCGUAAUAUUAUUGCAAUAAAAUUUCUAGUAGUCAUAAUGAUAAUUUUGUCACGUGAAAAAUGUGGUUACACGAUUACUCUCUCACUCUCUCUGUUCCCCCGCCUCCUACCGACUUACAAUAAAUCGUUUUAACUGUACUAACAUUGUUUUUUUUUCUCCCAGCUCUGUGACCGGAUGAUUACUUUUUAUCUCACAUAAUACCCUUUUUCUUGAUUAAUGUAUAACUGAAUGCGUUAUUAACAAUCAAUAUUCUUGUCCAAAGUUAUUUUUCUUUAAAAACAAGGCUUUACUACUAUUUGUAAGUAACUUCUUUUUUUUCGUUAAAAUAAAACUUCAUUCUGUGGUAUUUGC